Ruditapes philippinarum (Manila clam) is the source of this 4487-nucleotide messenger RNA. RefSeq lists its product as uncharacterized. Gene Ontology annotation, molecular function: carbohydrate binding; hydrolase activity, hydrolyzing O-glycosyl compounds. The coding region runs from base 128 to 1450 and encodes 440 amino acids. Gene Ontology annotation, biological process: carbohydrate catabolic process. The record is from RefSeq and is a predicted model, not a curated record. Lineage: Eukaryota; Metazoa; Mollusca; Bivalvia; Venerida; Veneridae. The transcript has 3 exons.
CCACUUGCAAGUUAAGUGUCCAUGUAAAGCUAGCUAAUUAUCAAUAUUUCGUAUGGAAGAAGUAGGAGAUUAUUUUAAUGCAUAAGGUUAUCCUUUUAAACGUGAUUUAUUGAAUAUAUAAAAGAUCAUGCCAAGUUAUAUAGUGGUUGACGUAGAGACAAGAAAAGUAAUUAUAACAUGUACGGUUACAGGACUUGUUAUGUUUGCAAUAGGAAUCGGAAUUGGUUACGCUUCCGGUAAAGGUUCAUCAAAUACGGAAUCACCAACUGCAAGCGUUGCCGAAGCAAUACGUGCUACGUGUAGCGGUUCUGCUGCUCAGACGUCCUCUGGAAAACUUUACUUUGACCGAUUUGUACAAAGACACAGUGAAAAGUAUGCAUGUGUUAAAACAGAGGAAGAAUGCUGGAACUUGGGAUUGCCAAGAAAUUAUAUUGCUUACCACUUGAAUGGCAAAACAAUCACGAUUGAUGGGAAAUUAGACGAUGACGCUUGGAAAGAGGUGCCGUGGAGCGAAACUUUCGUUGACAUGCGAAGUUCAGUUUAUCCAAAACCAUAUCUAGAUACGAAGUUCAAAAUACGUUGGGACGAUGAACGAAUGUAUAUAGGUGUUUAUGUACAAGAAAAUAAUUUAUGGGCGACAAUUACCACACAAGACGCGGCGAUCUAUAAAGAAAAUGGCGUCGAAUUUCUUAUGGACGUAGAUGGGUCUUUGUUCAAUUUCAAACAAAUGCAGAUAAACGUCUUGGGUACAAUGAUGGACCAACUGUUCUAUAAAUCAUCUUGGGAUAGCCCUGAUGUACAGGUGAAGUUCAAGGACUGGCAUCCUGACGUAAGGAAAGCAGUUUACACAGACGGUACUGUAAAUACACCAGGUGACGAAGACAAAUACUGGAGUAUUGAAGUCUCGCUUUUGUUUGCGAAACUUGGUGAAAGGUCACAACGCGCGCAGCCAAAUCCCGUCGAGAACGAGGCUUGGUUUAUACAAUUAGGAAGAUCUGAACAAAAUUUGACAGUUGAGAAUGGGCGCUACAAAAAAGUUCCAAGAUCUAAACCACAGUGGUGGUCAUGGCAACAAUGUGACACCAUUAAUUUACUUUUACAAGAUCGCUGGGGUUUGGUGCAGUUCAAGAAAAACUUGUCAGACAAGAAGUUUCGAUUUGAUAGAUGGCAUAUUUACAAAGCCUUGUUUGAUAUGAAGGACGCUAUGAAGAAAUUUCAAUCUGUAAAUGGGAAGUACACGACUGACAUAGAAGAGCUUGAUGUUCCGCCAUAUUUAUUGUCAGGAACUUGCGUUGAAGUUCCCGAAGUAAAGUAUACUUACAGAAAUAACGAAACGGCAUUCAACCCGGUUACAAAUCCUAUUACAGGUUUUGAGGUAACCGUUAAGUCGAAGUUGAUUUCACAUAAACCGGCACACAUCCGGUCGGAUAGAUACGUUACAUUCCAGUAACUCUAAACCAACGUGUAGCAGAAAAAUUUCAAACAUUUUCAGAUAGACGCUUGUUCAAUUUAUGUCUGCCAUUUGGUUCCCAUUCGGUCAUAUUUUACUUAUUGCGUUGUAUAUAUAAAUAACAAAGUUUUAUUCUUUCAAUUAAUGAACAUAUUAUUAUUCUUUUGUUGACCAACAUUGUUGACGGAAACAUAAGUAUGUUGACCAAUAUUAUUUCACUUAGAUAUAAUCAAGUACAACCUCUGCAAAGAAAGAAAAACACUUUGGAAAGCAACGAUUUUGUUGUUGGUGUUGUUAAAAGUUAUGAAAUAAGUUAUAGAUACCCAUAAAAUAAAAAUACCUAUAUGUCAUAUGUUUUAGCAACCUAUAUAAUAUAUAAGUUAUAUAUACAUAUAUGCCAUAAGUUAUAGAUACCUAUAUUUUAUAAAUACUUACAUGUUUUAAAUUAUAGAUACCUUUUUUAUGAGUUCAAGAUAUCUAUUUGUUACAAGUUAUAGAUAUCUUUUAUAUAAGUUAUAGAUACAUAUAGUUUAUAAGUUAUAGAUAUGUAAAUGUCACAAGAUAUUACAAAUGUAUAUUUUCUAUGUUAUAGAUGUCUGUAAGUUCUUUGUUAUACGUGAAACAGAGGCUAUAGUUUGAAUAUGGCCCCUGCACCGUAGGGGUUGAAGUACAUUGUAGUUUUACCAUGAACAUUUUGAUGCUUACAGAUGCAUUAUGUAAUGAUUCAAACACACUUGAUAGUGGUCUAGUAAACAAUGUUAAUCACCAAAUAUAAAACCUUAAGACCAUACAAUUUUGGGACCAUUUGAAAAUUUCAUAGCACUUUAUGCACAGAAAACUUAAAUAACAAUUCAUACAGAAAAACUUGUAAUAGCGCUUCUUGCAAGGAUAUAAAAUUAAAAGCACUUCAUGCAAGGAAAAAUUUUAAUAGCAUUUCAUGCAAGGAAAUAUUUAUAGCACUUCACGCAAAGAACAUUUCAGACAAGUUUCAUCAGAUUUGCACCAGUGGAGAAUGUGCCAUUUGAAACAAUUGUAGAAAAAUCUGGAAGAAUGGUGAUCCCUUGGAAGCAUUUAUCACAACUCAAUGUAAUGGAAGUUACAGACGGACAGACAAACGACGGACAGCUAUCAAUCCUAAGUCUUUGCCAUGAACAUCAUGCGCUCAGGUGAAGACACCAUCAUGGAGAUAUAUUAUAUAUGUAUAUGUGUUCGUUUAUCCUGCCGCUCGGCUAACUUUAAUGAUUGGCCAAAUUAAUUGUAUUGUUCGGCUCGAUUAAUUGUUUAAUCUUGGUGUUUCUAAUUAAAUUAUACCCUGUGAUAAACACUUGUGUGUUGCUAUUCUAACUAUCUACAAAUAAAUUAUAUGGAUAAGUUUCUUUGUGCAUCGGCUAUGUAAUUAUCACGAGUGCUGUAAGACUAUAAAAAGAGUUGGUCAUCUUUAUAGUUGUGGAGUAUUCAGUUCAGGCUUUGAUUGGAAUAUAAACAGCUAUCAUGCCAAGUUAUAUCGUUGUUGACGUAGAGACAAGAAAAGUAAUUAUAACAUGUACGGUUAUAGGACUUGUUAUGUUUGCAAUAGGAAUUGGAAUCGGUUUUGCUUCCGGGAAAGGUUCUUCAAAUACUGAGUCACCAACUGCAAGCGUUGCCGAGGCAAUACGUGCUACUUGUAGCGGUUCUGCUGCUCAGACGCCUUCAGGAAAACUUUACUUCGACCGAUUUGUGCAAAGACACAGUGAAAAGUAUGCAUGUGUUAAAACAAAGGAAGAAUGCUGGAACUUGGGAUUGCCAAGAAAUUAUAUUGCUUACCAUUUGAAUGGCAAAACAAUCACGAUUGAUGGGAAAUUAGACGAUGACGCUUGGAAAGAGGUGCCGUGGAGCGAAACUUUUGUUGACAUGCGCAGUUCAGUUUAUCCAAAACCAUAUCUUGAUACGAAGUUCAAAAUACGUUGGGACGAUGAAAGAAUGUAUGUAGGUGUUUAUGUACAAGAGAAAAAUUUAUGGGCGACACUUACCUCACAAGACGCGUCGAUCUGGAAAGAAAAUGGCGUCGAAUUUCUUAUGGACGUGGAUGGCUCAUUGUUCAAUUUCAAACAAAUGCAGAUAAACGUCUUGGGUACAAUGAUGGACCAACUGCUAUAUAGAUCUCCAUGGGAUGGUUGGGAUCCAAGUAUAAGUGUAAUGGACUGGCAUCCUAACGUAACGAAAGCAGUUUACACAGACGGGUCUAUAAAUACCCCGGGUGAUGUGGACAAAUAUUGGAGUAUUGAAGUCUCGUUUUUGUUUACGAAACUAGCCGAGAGGUCACAGCGCGCGCAACCAAAGCCCGCCGAGAACGAGGUUUGGUUUAUACAAUUAGGAAGGUCUGAACAAAAUUUGACAGUUGAGAAUGGGCGCUACAAAAAAGUUCCAGAAUCUAAAACGCAGUGGUGGUCAUGGCAACAAUGUGACACCAUUAAUUUACUUUUACAAGACCGCUGGGGUUUGGUGCAGUUCAAGAAAAACUUGUCAAGCAAGAAGUUUCGAUUUGAUAGAUGGCAUAUUUACAAAGCCUUGUUUGAUGUGAGGGACGCUAUGAAGAAAUUUCAAUCUGUAAAUGGCAAAAAUACAACUAACAUAGAAGAGCUGGAUGUCCCGCCAUAUUUAUUGUCAGGAACUUGCGUUGAAGUUCCCGAAAUAAAGUAUACUUACAGAAAUAAUGCAACAGCAUUCAACCCGGUUACAAAUCCUAUUACAGGUUUUGAGAUCACCGUUAAGUCAAAGUUGAUUUCACAUAAACCGGCUCACAUCCGGUCGGAUAGAUAUGUCACAUUCCAGUAACUCUAAACCAAUAUACCAACUUUUCGGCCCUUUCUGUCAGUCUUUGGAUAAGGAUUAUUAUGAAUAAUAGCCGAGGUGUUUCCGAUUGCCAACAUUAAGCAGAAAUGAUCGACAAUUUCUAUAAAGACAAAUUUUAUGUUUCUUUAUCUUAUCGACAGUAUAUAAUUCUGCAGCAAAAACAUUCCCGAUAUAGUGAUAUUCUAGUUAUCACAUUUUUCAUAAA